Lemur catta (Ring-tailed lemur) is the source of this 1599-nucleotide messenger RNA. It is a transcript of the gene MED4, whose product is annotated as mediator complex subunit 4. Gene Ontology annotation, cellular component: mediator complex; core mediator complex. Gene Ontology annotation, biological process: regulation of transcription by RNA polymerase II. NCBI's taxonomy places the organism in Eukaryota, Metazoa, Chordata, Mammalia, Primates, Lemuridae. Gene Ontology annotation, molecular function: transcription coregulator activity. The transcript is spliced from 7 exons. The record is from RefSeq and is a predicted model, not a curated record. Bases 50 to 769 code for a protein of 239 amino acids.
CGGCGCCGGCCCGCGGCGUCCCCACGCUGCCCGCUGGCCCGUGGGCAACAUGGCUGCGGCUUCCAGCGGGGAGAAGGAGAAGGAGCGGCUCGGAGGCGGCUCGGGGGCGGCGGGGGGAAACAGCACGCGUGAGCGGCUGCUGUCUGCGCUGGAAGAUCUGGAGGUCCUGUCGCGGGAACUUAUAGAAAUGCUGGCAAUUUCAAGAAACCAAAAGUUGUUGCAGUCUGGAGAGGAAAACCAGGUCCUGGAGUUGUUAAUUAUUCGAGAUGGGGAGUUUCAGGAACUAAUGAAAUUAGCACUCAAUCAGGGAAAAAUACAUCAUGAAAUGCAAGUUUUAGAAAAAGAAGUAGAGAAGAGAGACAGUGAUAUUCAGCAACUGCAAAAACAACUAAAGGAAGCAGAACAAAUACUGGNAACAGCUGUUUACCAAGCAAAAGAGAAACUUAAGUCAAUAGAAAAAGCAAGAAAAGGUGCUAUCUCCUCCGAAGAAAUAAUUAAGUAUGCACAUAGGAUUAGUGCAAGUAAUGCUGUGUGUGCUCCCCUUACCUGGGUUCCAGGGGACCCUCGGAGACCAUACCCAACUGAUUUAGAGAUGAGAAGUGGGUUAUUGGGUCAGAUGAACAAUCCUUCCACUAAUGGUGUGAAUGGUCAUUUACCAGGGGAUGCACUUGCAGCAGGCAGACUGCCAGAUUAUAUGCCAGUCAUGGUCCAGUCAGGAGACAGAAACCACACUAAUAAUUUGAACAAGGAAAUUUUAAAGAAUUAUUAACUGGUAGGUAACAAGGAACUACUAAGGGGUAAAGAGGACUAUUUUUUAAAAGUAUAAGAAUAAUGGAUAUGGGGAGUAACGGCUACAUCUAGGACCAAGGCAGGGUACCCGAAGAAGAGACUAACUAGAACAGGGUCCUCCCCACCCCCAUCCCACGGCCAAUGGUCAUAUCAUGGUGCUGUGAUUGGAGUGGGUGUAGUGUAGCUAUGGCCCACUCCAUGGCAGAGAAGUUAGAUGAGAUGUCAGGGGCCAGAGCUGGCGAGCAGGAAUUAUCUAUUGCGGUUCCGGGGAGACUUGCUGGGAGCUGCCCUUUGGGAUUGUGGUAAAACUGACCGGGAAACCACCUUCAGGGAUGCCACUGAAAGUUGCUGAGGAAAACACAUUUGAUGUCCUGCACACCAUCCAGGCACCACAGGAGUAAAGGAAAAAAAUUCCUGAUCCAAGAAGUGAAGCCUGUUCUCCUGCAGGUCCCUUUGCCCCCACCAGGCCCUCUACUGACAAUGCUUAACACUGUGGCAGCUGGCAAAGGAGAAAUGACUUCAGGGCCAGGGAGAAUUCUUUUGACUCUCUUUAAAUCUGUCUUCUUUCUUUUGCCCUGAACUAUACCUACUUAUGUGCUCUAUUCCUUUUCUUCAGAAAUACUUUUAAUGUGACUUGGGCCCUUUUUGGUAAGAUAUGUCUUAUAUAUACUUUGCUAAUUAACUUCUCUUUGAUCAGAGUCAUUUUCAGUAGCAAUUCCUCUACCUUCUAAGAAAUUGUUCAAACUGAUUAUAAAACUUAAUGAAGUAGGUAUUACCUAUUUAUAAUCUAUAGAAUAAUCCAAUACAUAU